Carcharodon carcharias (great white shark) is the source of this 2623-nucleotide messenger RNA. It is a transcript of the gene layna, whose product is annotated as layilin a. NCBI's taxonomy places the organism in Eukaryota, Metazoa, Chordata, Chondrichthyes, Lamniformes, Lamnidae. The transcript is spliced from 7 exons. The record is from RefSeq and is a predicted model, not a curated record. Bases 226 to 1368 code for a protein of 380 amino acids. Gene Ontology annotation, molecular function: hyaluronic acid binding.
CACAGUAAGAGAGACAAAACGAGUGGCAGAAAGAGUGGGGAAGAGACAGAGAGAGAGACAGUGAGAGAAGAAAGAGAGAGAGAGAGACAGAGAGUGAAAGAGACCGAGUGACAGGGUGGUCCCUCCAGCCUCUCGGUCCUGCAGCUUCCUGGCCGGAUUAACUGUGCUUUUCUGGUGGAGACGGAAUGCAGAGCCCGGGAAGUAGGGGUUGUGACGGCCGCUGAGAUGCUUCCUGUCCCCGGGUUCGGGGGCCGAUGUUCUGGGGACAUGGAGCCCAAGACAAUUCUGAUGCUCAUGGCGAUCUGUCUGUCCUCCGCUAUCGGCUCCAAGCUCCUGAGCGGUCAGAACGUAUGUCGCAGGGGGGUCGAGCGUCCAUGUUACAAAAUCGCCUAUUUUCAAGAUGCGUCACGCAGGUUAAUGUUCGAGGAAGCACGGAUUGCAUGUCAGAGUGACGGAGGGAACCUCUUGAGCAUUGAGACGGCAAAUGAGCAGCGGUUUAUCGAGAGGUUGAUCCAAGGCUUGUCAGCGGGCGAUGGCGAUUUCUGGAUCGGACUCUGGCGGACAGAGCGUGGGAACGUGAGCUCAGCAGACUGUUCUGGUCUGUAUCAGUGGCUUGAUGGCAGUGAUACCAAGUUUAGAAACUGGUAUGUGGAUGAGCCGUCAUGUGGUAGCGAGGUGUGUGUCGUGAUGUAUCACCAACCCUCUGCCUCCUCAGGAAUGGGGGGUCCGUAUCUUUACCAAUGGAACGAUGACCGAUGCAACAUGAAGAACAACUUCAUCUGCAAAUACACUCCAGUUCGAGGCUCCUUGACCCCGAGUUCAACACCCAUUCCCACUGAUGGUAACAGCUCUGAUGUGGAUGAUUCCACGGUCACUAAUGUCACUUUUGUCGAGAGUGAGAAGGAUUCAACUGAAAUUAUUGGCCAAUCAGAAGACAGCACCCUCAACAUCCUCUACAUCAUCAUCCCGACAAUCCCACUGCUCAUCCUCCUCCUGCUGUUUAGCACAGUCUUUUGUUUCCGUCUCUUUGUGAGAAGGAGGAAGGAGAGAUGUGAAACAGUAGUGAAGGAGCACAACUUCUGGAUGGAGCCCAUCAGAAGCAAUUCGCCAAACCUGGAGAUUUACAAUGUCAUCAGGAAGCAGUCAGAGGCUGAUUUAGCUGGAACGCGACCCCAAAUAAAAAACACGUCUUUCCGAACGUCUCCUCCCAGCCAAGACCUGGAUAAUGUUUCCAGGGAAUAUGACAAUGUUGGCGGCAACUGUUCCUCAAGCGGCUUUGUAACAAAUGAGAUUUAUGAACCUUAUAACCACCAAGUGACAAGGAGCAGAGAGUCCGGCUGGGUGGAAAAUGAGAUCUAUGGUUAUUAGGGCCAUGCAAUGUAGAGCUGCAAAAACCAAGCUGUUUAAUGUUUGAUCAGCCAUUGUGCCCUAUCUGCUGAGGGCUCCACCCCUCCUUCUGGAGACGGAGGUUCAAUUCCUGCAUGCCAAGCUGAUACAUUUUUGCCUGGACAGAAGACUCCAUUUUUCCUUUUGUUUCUGGUCAAUAGUACAUGGGGAAAUCCAGCCAAGAGCAGGGCGUGUGAGCAGACGCAUCUGUUAAUACCGAAACUAUUAGUGAAGAAUUGAACAUUCAGAUUUGUAAACCAUUGGGACAGAACCAAGUCCCAGAAGAAAGCUCAGUGUGAGUUGGGAAGAUGUGCUUCAGAUGUUUUGCAGCCUUUUUCAUGUCAAAGUCUAAAACCUUUUCUCACAGUUCCUGCUAUUUGGUGAGCUGGUGGGCAGCCUGCUCCGGGUAUCUGUCCACAAACUGCCUGACACCAAAAUGCAAACCGCAAAGAGCCGCAAAAUGCGGAUUGCUGCAAACACUGUGUCAAGGAUUAUUCGGACUUUCUCCCUGGGUGUGGGAUGGCUGCUUGUGAAACGCUAUCUCACUAAACACCAGCCCUGACAUUUCAGAAUCUCUUCUCAGAACUGAGCUGAGAAAGGACUUCAGUAACAGAAAUGGGAGGAGCAUAUUCAGCACAUCGAGACUGCUGCAAUUCAAUUAGAAGCUGCUGAUGUGUAUCUUAACUCCAUAUCCUCGGAGACCCUUUACCCAACAAAAAAAUCCAUCAGUCUCAGUUUUGAACACUUCAAUUCACUCGCAGUGUCCACAGCCACUUCUGGGAAAGAGAUCCAGGUUAUUAAAUCCAGGAUUUGUAUUAAUGCUUUGGACAGUAGAUUAAACAUUAGCAGUGACUGUUAGAAAACUCAGGGUUGAGUUUUGGGAUUAUGAAGUUGAUGGCUUUAAACAUCUAGAAUGUUCAAUGGAUUUUCCUCAUCUCAUUUUAGAAACUUAUUCAUAUUUUUAAAUUGCAUAAAUUAUUUUUUGCACUGGGAAUGAAUUUCUGUGGGUUUUUCUAUAAUGAUUUAGAGAGACUGGGCUGUGGGUCUGAGAAUGUUACCAGUUUCUUAAAAACUUCAGUUUGUUCCACAGACCAAUGAUGAAAUGACAGCAGACUACAACAGCUUUUCAGCUCUCAAAAAUUGUUUCUGUUGCUUUUGUAAAUUUCCCACUUGGGCUUCGUGAAAAUCACUAUUCUCUCCAGAAUCAGAAAAUAGAAAAUCAUUAAUGUCCCUAAAA